UGUAGGUGAAGUGAAGUAGGGCAAUCCAGAAUUCGCCAUUUUUACUUUAGUGAAGGGAGAUUUUAUAUUUGUCAGGCUGGAGGACGAAGAUUUUUUUGAAAAAAGUGUGUCAUUAUAUUUAAUUUCAAGUAGAAAAGACUAUUAUUUGAAAGAAAUUUUAGUAUAAUAGUGUGGUUUUAUUUCUUACUAACGUUUGUAUGUAGUGCUACUUCCCGUCGUAAGAUUGCUCGUUGGUGUGUCGCUUUAGCUAAUUCGAUGGCUAUGAUAUUGAAAUUGUAAUCUAACGUGUCGUUUUGACGUUCUCUAUACGGGAUAAUAUCGAUACACCGAGGCGACGCCGUUAGAAAUGAGCAGGCCUCAAGGCGGACGCAUACAAGUCCCGGAUGACCUUAGAGAGAUCUUACUGGAAUUCACCAUAAGUUACCUUCUGGAGCAGCCGGGAGACGUAAUCAACUACGCGGUCGAGUUCUUCACAAGGUUACAGAACAACAGGACGACAACCAUAGUGCGGGGCCCCACCGCCGGCACGCCCGAUGAGUCCAUAAUAUCAGACGAAGAAGAGCCGCCGGUGGCGCGCUUCAACAACCGCCGCAAGUCGGUGUUCGCGGAGACGUACGACCCCGAGGAGGAUGACUCGGACGAAGGCGCGCCUGCCGUGUUCCCCAAAUCGGAUGCGCAGCGCGCCCGGCUCGCGGAGGCGGUGCGGGGCAUCUUGCUGUUCCGCUCGCUCGACGCACAGCAGAUGCAGCAGGUGCUGGACGCAAUGUUCGAGAAACGCUCAGAGCCCGGCGAGUAUGUAAUCAGGCAGGGCGAUGACGGCGACAAUUUCUAUGUCAUCGAAAACGGCAUGUUUGAUGUACUCGUCACCGGAGAUGAUCGUGUCGAGAAGGUGGUGCACACGUACGAGGGCUCAGGCUCGUUCGGCGAGCUGGCGCUGAUGUACAACAUGCCGCGCGCGGCGUCCGUGCGCGCGCAGUCGGCGGGCGCGCUGUGGGCCAUGGACCGCCACACCUUCCGCCGCAUCCUGCUCAAGAGCGCCUUCAAGAAGCGCAAGCUGUACGAAGAGCUUCUCGACAAAGUGCCCAUGCUGAAGGCGCUUCAGUCGUACGAGCGCGCGAACCUCGCGGACGCGCUCCUGCCGCGCUCCCUCAACGACGGCGAGCUGAUCAUCCGUCAGGGCGACACCGCCGACGGCAUGUACUUCGUGGAAGACGGCUCCGUCAGCAUCCGGAUCACGCGCGACGACGGCAAUGAGCACGAGAUCAAGCGCCUUGCACUGAAUGGUAUAGAAGAGCCGUAUAGUGAAAUCAAAGUAGGCAAGGGCGGCUACUUCGGCGAGCUUGCGCUGGUCACUCACAAGCCGCGCGCCGCGUCCGCUUACGCCGUCGGACCCACCAAGGUGGCAUUCCUGGACGUGGAGACAUUCGAGCGUCUACUCGGCCCGUGCAUGGAGAUAAUGAAGCGCAACAUCGACGACUACGAGGAGCAGCUGGUGAAGUUGUUCGGCGACAAGAGCAACCUCACCGACGUGCGAUGAACGCCGCGCGCACACUACAUUACGUUUCCCUUCCAUAUACCGUAAUCUACUCUUUGGUUUUACGUUUUCAUGUUUUUGGAUAUUGGGAACUGAGAUUAUGCUGGCUUUAUAUUUGUUUUACAUCGAAAAAAAAAACACAGAUCUGAUUUUUUUAUAUAUAUAUAAUAUUAAAUUGUAGUAGAUAGUACAAUGAAAAUACUUUUUAAAAGUAUAUUCUCUUUUUUUUUUUUGAUGACUAAACGUAAAUAGAAAAAAAAAAAAACUAUAUAAAUCAUAGAUUAAUUUAACAGAAAGGCAUAAUCUCAGAACUUCCGCCAAAGUAUGUUUUAUGCUCAAGCGAUCGCUUACUAAAUCGCUAAUAAUUUACUUACUAAUUUAACAGAUACUAAUAUUUUAUGGAGUACAAAUUGAGUAAGGUGAUUAGUUCUCGAAGAAUAUCCUUUGUGAAACAGUGCCAUUUUGAUAAUUAUUUUUCACAUAAUAAUUUAGUGUUUUAGUGUAUUAUUGAUUACGCGUUGAUUGGAAGGCGAAAAGCCGCGCGAACGGGCGAGUACCCAAUAAUAUUGCAUUGAAACGGAAAUACGCUUAUUUUAGAUAGAGAAAUGCCUUAGUAGCUAUGUAAAUAUAAGAUACAGCAGUCCAGGGAUGAGCCAGUACGCUGUGGAACGGCUAUCGCAGAAAAAAAUAGACCAUACACAUAGCUUUAAAUGAAUAUUGCAAAAUUACUGCCAGCCUUAUUAUCAUCAUUAUUAUUAUGCUUUACGUAACCUCCUCAAAAAAAAAACCAACAUGUCUCUGACUAAACGUCUAUGCAUUGUCCUAACAUAAUAUUUAUGUAAAAAAAAGACAUAAACAGCAACCAAGAUUUGGAAGGUCUGUUACACAAGGGGUUUGCUGAUACCCUAGAAAAGUAAAAAAACAUUUACUUCUAUCUACGUCUGACCGCAACUACCAUAGCGUGCUAUUUCAUAUCGCGUGAUAUAUUUUUAAACUAAUAAUUUAGGUAGAUUAUUGUUUCAUCACAAAACAAACAAGCAAUAAAUAAAAUUUGUGAUUGAAACAAAAUUCCCACCUGCGAUAGCCGUCUUUAUAAAAGGGAUAGCCAACAUCCGAAGAAUAUGAUACGUAAUCGCGACUCGUGGAUAAAGGCAUUAGACUUAAAUUUUACCAUAAAAGAUGUUUAAGUAGUGAGAGUUGAAGAUGCAAUGCUAUCAGGCACUCGCGCUGUUCGAUCUUGGGAUAUUCUCAACUUCUAUCGCCAUUACUAAUAACUUAAGACAUUUUCACUUACACCAGCUUUUCUGAAAGAUACAACAUUUUAUAUAACCCGUAGGUAGAGAAUGGAGUACUAUUUUAUUUCCGUGAUUAGAUUAAAUCUACUCACAUUGUAUUUAAAUUUUAUUUAUUUUAAAUUGUUUAAUUAAAUCUAUCGAUUAAUGUAUGUAUAUGGAGAUGUAAUGUGCGGAACAGAUAUUGAAUGCCAAAUUAAAUAAUAGUUACAUUAUUGUAUGUAAUUGUUACAAAUCUGCGAAUUUAAAAUAUCAUUCGGGCGUAUACAAUUGUAAUUGCAGAGUCGAGAAACAUUCAUAUUCGACGUGUAGUUCAGAAACUUUGGUUUACGUCCCGUUAUGUUAUUCUUCAUUCGGCAGACAUGAAAAUAUGAGUGAUUCGACUUUGUAAUGAAAUGAUGGGAAUAAUUUAUGUUACCUUAUAUAAUUGUUUUACAAGAGCUUUUUUUUUAUUUAUAGAGAGUUCCUAUUGUUUUGUUUGCUCUUACAAUUUUAGAUCUGACGUAUGUUAACCGUUGUUUUGUUAGGGAACACGAUAAUCCCGAUGAACAAAUAGCGUGUCUAUUCUGUACUUGUGUACCCUUAUGUAGCCGAGUAAACAAAUUGAUCUAAUGUUUAUGAUUUUAUUUAAUGGAGUCAUAGUUUUGUACAAUUGCGUACAGCAAGCACCAUGUAGCAUGGUAAUUGGUAUUUAGUGUGUGUGUGUCCGUGUGUACGCGUGGUGUGAUUUGACCACCGAUUGCGUUAUAUAGAGUGAGACGAGCAGCCGAGCGCGCCUCCAGCACAUGUUUGACCCUCAGGUAGAACUUUCCAGUAUUAUUUGAAUUAGACAAAUCUACAAUAUUUAUUUGUUAAUCCAGCCAAAGUAGGUGAACGCGUAAAGAUUAUAUUAGUACUAAAUAUUUAAGUCUAUAUUUACUAUUUAGUAGUUAGUUUUUGUCAUUUCUUAUUGUAUUUUAAAUAUAUUAGUAGAUUAGGAAAUUUUAAUGGAAAAUAGUCAUGUCCUGAGGGGUGAGGUGUAUCGUUUAUGACGCCAUGUACAAAUUUGUUUCAGCGGCCAUAGAUUUUAUUGUUUUAUUUUAAUUUACCUAACUGAAUAAUUGAAUGUUAAUUUAUUUAAUAUUGUUAUAUACGCUGUUCUUCAGAGUACCACAUAGAUAUUGUCGAACAGUUUUAAAAUAUUUAUGGGAAUUUGUAUUUCAGCCUUGCCUCGCUGCUUCCGAUGUGUAAACACUUCAGGUUAGAGUUCCUUUUGGUUAACUUAGCUCGUACAUUCCUUCGUUAUUGGUUGACACUGAAUAUGUAUUUUAUUUUAUUUAUUGUCGAGGUAGAAAUUCUUUCCACUUUUGUACCCAUCUUAUUGCGAUGAUGAUUCUCACUUCAAGUGCCUAUUUCAUACAAAAACAUCAAUCAGAAAACAAUUAGUCAAAUCUUUCUCACUAACAACUUUAAUGUUAAUCUCGUGUUUUUUAACUUACUUGAACUGCCUUUAAUAUUUGUGAAAUUGUGAAAUGUGUUGUGAAGUAUAUGUUUAGUGCAUCAGCCAGAUGUUUAUGCAGUUGAACAGAAUUUCAAACAUUCAACAUUUGGAUCUGUCUUCUGUUAGACGAGACUACAACAUUUCCAAUCUGUUGUUGUAUUUAAAAAGUUGACAGUUUUUUGGUAUUUACCAAAUGCUUUAAAUACAUGUGAAAAAUUAUCUUGCGAUGAACAUUAUUUAUGUCUGUAAAUAAUUUAAUACUCUUAAUAAAUUUAUAAUCGUAUAAUAAACAUCAACAUAAUUAUUAUGCACCAAAUCACGAACUGUCAACUUGAAUUUACAUGUGGAGAAAUAUUUGAUUGCUUUUAUGUGUGUGAAAUAUUGUUUGAGAGAUUUCCCCUUAUAUCAUACAUAUAUACAUAUAAAAUAUUGAUAUUUCCAUGUAUAACGUUGUUUGUUUGUUACCUUGUACAGGUGAGGUGCGUCACGUGUCCGCCACGUCAUUUCUCUGUGUGUCCCCAGUGUCCCGAACCCAGUAGUUAAAUAGUUCGUGCAAUAACUAAUUACUGUCAUUUAUCUAUGUCGUUUACAUCAAUAUCAUGUGUUAAAUUUUGUCUGUGUGGAAUUUAUUUAUAGAUUUUAAUAAAUAGUAGUAUAAGAUAUAUCUCUAUAAACUGACGUUAAGAAAAUCGUGCAUUUCCAACGGUGCAUCAGAAAAGUAGCAACGGCUAAAUUGAUUACGCGUGUAUAUUCAGUUUGGAAUGAAUUUAUUCAAUCUCAAAUGCAAUCGAAUCGCAAUACCUAUGAUGUUAGAAGCACAAAUAUAUGCGUGAAUCGUGGAGAGGUUUUCAUUCUGUUGUCUUCCAUGGGACGCACAGAAAACUCGCCACUAUAUGCUCCCAUUUGGAGCGCUAUUAUGCAUUCUCUGGCAUACUGAUGUAAAAUUGGAAUUCAAUACGCUUAAACUUAGCGUAAUUUUUUAUAAAUUAUACUAGUCAUUGGUGUCUAAUGUAGAUUGUAACCUGACAGCACAUUGGAAUGGAAAAAGCUCCAUAUCUUCACGUUCACCUUAGGUGUAAGUUAUCAUACAGUACCUACCAUGUGAGUAAGCAUAUCAGUGCGGUAGCCGCCGCGCGCCGCCGUCCCCCAUGUCUAAUAAUAUUGCACCACAUAAAGUAUGUACAUCCGGUAGCCAGUUGAAAACUAGUGCCGCUUUUCACGUCAUGAGCUUACCCUGUACAUUUAUAAAAAUUAUGUAUCGUAAAAUGUUAGAAAACUGAAUUAUAUUUGUUUGUAGAUCUAUAA
Messenger RNA from Galleria mellonella (greater wax moth), 5611 nucleotides. It is a transcript of the gene Pka-R2, whose product is annotated as cAMP-dependent protein kinase type II regulatory subunit. Lineage: Eukaryota; Metazoa; Arthropoda; Insecta; Lepidoptera; Pyralidae. The record is from RefSeq and is a predicted model, not a curated record. The coding region runs from base 347 to 1537 and encodes 396 amino acids. The transcript has 8 exons. Gene Ontology annotation, cellular component: cAMP-dependent protein kinase complex. Gene Ontology annotation, biological process: regulation of protein phosphorylation. Gene Ontology annotation, molecular function: cAMP-dependent protein kinase regulator activity.